AUUGUAACAAAAAGAUCAUUUCUUAAAUAUUUAUUUUCAAUGUUAUUACAUAGAUAGAUAAUACCUAGUAUUAUAGAUAUUCAACAUUUAUACAAUUAAACAGUUCAACAUUUAUUUUCAUUUUUAUCUGACACAUAAUAAAUCACAAUAAAUGAUCGCGCCAAUGGCACAUUAUUAAUUUACAUAAAUGUCUAAAUAUUUUUUACAGUCUGUAUCAUGCAUACAUUUGUAUAUAAUUUGCUCUUAAUAAUGAAUGUACAAAUUUUAAAUGUUUAUAAUAUAAGAAAGGAUUUUUUAGUCCUAUGCCAUUAGUAUGUGGUUUUAUAUAAUUAUACAUGAGGCUAUAUGCUAUGUGUGUUAGGGCGAUCAUGCGAACCCUCCCGUAUCAGAUUACAGAACUAAUCAGCCUUAGGUAAAUGGAGACAGGAGGAAGAGGUUGGAUGGCGGCCAGGGGCGGGCUAUUUUUACGCAGCUCCUCUCAGAGCGGUCUUAAAUAUCAAAGAUACCCACUCCUGGUGUCAUCUUACCUCCCCUCUUCACCGCCGUACACUUUUAAACAUGGACUCUCCUCUUCUGGUAACGCUGUACCUAAACUUAGCUCAGAAAUUCGCUCCUACCUUAGGCAAAUUUUAAAGAGGAGCUUAACAAUAUAAAGUUCGGUUAUUCAGUGAUGGAAUUGUAUGAAUGAAAUAUUCCUCCAAUAGGAGAGACAUUUCACUUUAAGUUUCUUUCUUGACUGCCUAAGUCUAAGUUUCUUUUACAAUACUUACAUUUGAAAUACGUAACUGAACGGAGCACUUGAAAAUUUAACAGUAUUAACGCCGCACUCUGAAUUUGACAACUGACCGAUAAGAACCACAAAGAAGGCUUGUCUGCAGAUAAGGAACUUCUUAUACCCACGACUCAAUCAAUAGCGUGUUGUUCGCCGAUUUAGUUUUUUAAAAAAAAUAUCACAAAAAUUAAAGAAAAAAAAAAAAAAAUCAACUACGGGUUCCUUAUGCGCAGGCGCACUUUCGAUCUGGCUGAAAUAUUAACGGUCACGGUUAGCACGUGGACGGCACUGCACUUGCACUGAACUGCUGGCGUACUCCUCCGCAGCCGUUGAAGAAUCUCGGCAAGGAAGCUCCAUACUUCUUUACAUUCCAUAUCCAAUUAAUCACACUAUGGGAAGUACAGAAGCAUGGAACCUGACCUUAGCCAGUCCUCCCCAUGGCACCCUCAGCUAGCGACUGAAGCCUGGCAGGCCGUGUGCUGCUAAAAACAGCCCUCACAUCUGGGCGUGGUGGGGGCUCCCCAACCCCAAAUUUGUCCCGUAGACAGAAAUA
Molecule: messenger RNA, 1325 nt
Organism: Nezara viridula (southern green stink bug)
Lineage: Eukaryota; Metazoa; Arthropoda; Insecta; Hemiptera; Pentatomidae
Source: the annotation of a GenBank genome assembly